Phyllostomus hastatus (greater spear-nosed bat) is the source of this 594-nucleotide messenger RNA. It is a transcript of the gene PCP4, whose product is annotated as Purkinje cell protein 4. Gene Ontology annotation, molecular function: calmodulin binding; calcium ion binding. Gene Ontology annotation, cellular component: cytoplasm. The transcript has 3 exons. Lineage: Eukaryota; Metazoa; Chordata; Mammalia; Chiroptera; Phyllostomidae. The coding region runs from base 124 to 312 and encodes 62 amino acids. The record is from RefSeq and is a predicted model, not a curated record.
CGCGGGAGGCAUGAUGCCACCCGGCAGCCCUUUUUAAGAGAAAAGCCAGGACCCGCGGACUAGCAACCCCUCAGCAGUGCUCUCCGUGCUGAGCAGCAGGACCAGCGCUGCGGUGAAGGCAUCAUGAGCGAGCGACAAGGCGCCGGGGCGACCAACGGAAAAGACAAGACACCGGGCGAGAAUGAUGGGCAGAAGAAAGUUCAAGAAGAGUUUGACAUCGACAUGGACGCGCCAGAGACAGAACGGGCGGCGGUGGCCAUUCAGUCCCAGUUCAGAAAAUUCCAGAAGAAGAAGGCUGGGUCCCAGUCCUAGCAGGGGAGACCCUUCCUAGCCGGCCAGGAGACACCGAGUGCAGCCACCAUCUGUCGAGAAGCUAAAGAAACCCCCCUAGAGAGGAAUCGCCUGCCCACUGCGCACACGCACUGCAGUCCCACGUUGCAUGUCCAGACACCCGGCCCUCCCCGCUCUUAGCAAGGUGUAGACCACGCGGCUGUGAGCGGCUUCCUGUCUGUGUCCGCCCCCAACACCUGCCUCCCCCCGUCCCCCGCAACUGCUUCCCCUGACGUUGUAAUAAAAUGGAGUGAAGAUGCGUGA